AUGCCAUGCAGUGGAUCUAUCCCCUUACCCACGCAAACAUCCCGUUGGACAGUGAUUAAAGGGCCAUUUGUACAUAAGAAAUCACAAGAAAAUUUUGAGCGUAAGACUCACAAACGAUUUUUAAUCAUCAAAGAUACAAAUCGAGAGGUGGUGGAAAGAUGGUUAUGGUAUUUGACGAAGAGUUGUCCGGCUGGUGUAGGAAUGAGAGUUACACUUUGGGAAUGGGAGAAGUUGGGAGUAGGAAAGGAAAUGUUGCAGAAUGCCAGUGGCAAAAAGAGAAGAAUGUUGAAAGAUGUGGAAAGCACGAGAGGGGUAGAUGUUCGGGAUGUGGUCGUAGAGGUGGCUAAUGCGUUGGUGAAAGAUAUGGAAAAGGAAUUGGUCAGUGAGACGGAUGAAUUGCAGGAUAAAAAUUCAAGCGGGAAUGAUGAAAUGAGACUUAAUGAUGUAAAUAAAGAGAAUGAAGAUGGUGGCAAUAAGAAAGACGAGAAAUAA
Molecule: messenger RNA, 492 nt
Organism: Acaulospora colombiana
Lineage: Eukaryota; Fungi; Glomeromycota; Glomeromycetes; Diversisporales; Acaulosporaceae
Source: the annotation of a GenBank genome assembly